GUAAAUAGCAGCACCUUUUUUUAAAACCAUUUGAUAGAUUGUAAGGCUAUGGCCAGCAAUUUACAACUCACCGGACCGAAAAAUGCACCGGACCCGAAUCGUUAACUCUGUUUUUUCCUCCACAGAUGCUGCCAGACCUGCUGAGCUUUUCCAGCAACUCUGUUUUUGUUCAAUUACAGGUACGUCAAUUUGGAAAGAUUUCUGAAGCCACCUGAGAGAGAGAGAGAGAGCGAGAAACAAAAUCAGAAAUUACAGUCACUGGAGUCGAAAGAAAAUCUGCUUUCUUGCCACAAAUCUACUGAGUUUCUCCAACAUUUGCCUACUUUGUUUCGGAUUUUCAGCACUCACCGUUCUUUGUUUUAUUUCAGAGAGGCAGUCGGAUGGAGAAAGUGAGAAGAAAGUAAGACAAGCCUUUAGUAAAUAACCAUGUCUUUCCCCAGUCCCCGACCCUCACUCAGGUUUAGGGGGUGGAGCUGAUCAGGGGGCUGUUCUGAAUGGACCAACGGUUCCAUGUCGAUCUCUCAAGGGAAUGAAUGAAUGAGCUUUGAACCGGUCAGACAGGUUCCACAGUGUCCGACUGCUCUACACAGUAACGCCCAGAGCGGCUGGGCCGAACACGCCGGCAUCAGUAGAAACAGCUCAGACACAGAGAGAGAGAGAGAAGCUCGAGUCUGCAUCAUGUCCCUCAGCUCAGGAUCGUGUUUCUGGGGAUCAGCAAUCCUCAUUCUCCGCCUCCUGGAUCUAGGAAGCAGAGUUCUGGCGUCUGGAGCAUCUGAGUGGACUUACACAGGACUUCAUGGGGAAGAUCACUGGGCAUCCACCUAUCCAGAAUGUGGGAAUCGACAGCAGUCACCCAUUGACUUUCACAAUGGCAUCUUUGAGUAUGAUCCAACCCUAGAACCCAUCCAGUUGAUAGGCUACAACCUAUCAGCAGCAGUGAAUUUUUCUUUAACCAAUGACGGGCAUGCAGCAAAAAUGACCUUGCCUCCAACCAUGCAAAUGAUCACUGCAUCCCAUCGCUAUACCGCUGUCCAACUCCAUUUGCACUGGGGGAGUGAAACUGAGGCUUUGGGCUCUGAACAUACCAUCAAUGGGAGACAUUAUCCAUCAGAGUUACAUAUUGUCCACUAUAACUCUGAGAAGUACAACGAUAUUUCCAUAGCACAAGACAAGGUCGAUGGACUGGCUGUUCUGGGAAUUCUAAUUGAGGUUGGAUCCUUCAAUGCUGCUUAUGAACAGAUAUUUUCUCAUUUAACAGAAAUCCAGUUUAAAGGUAAAGAGAUCAAGAUCCCUGGUUUUAAUAUUAAUGAUCUUCUCCCUCGGGAACUGGAUGAAUACUUUCGUUAUAAUGGAUCCUUGACCACCCCUCCGUGUUACCCCAGUGUGAUGUGGACAGUUUUCAGGAAACCAGUGCAAAUUUCUAGCGAGCAGCUGUCAGAGUUACAAAAAGACUUAUACUUCUCACGAAUGGAAGAAGCCAAUCAAACAGAAAUGGUGAACAAUUACAGACAUGUUCAGGAGCUUUGGGAGCGGGAAGUGCUCAUCUCAUUCCACGAAGACAGCCUAACUGCUGAACAUAAGCUGACACUCGGUGUAAUCCUGACCAUCACUUUGGGUUGUGUGCUGUGUGUCAUGGUUGCUUCAGCUCUGACCGUUUUCUUCCUUCGGAAAAGAGCUGAUAAAAAAACCGAAAACAACGGGGUUACUUACAAAUUGGCGACCAGCAAAGAAGAUGAGCUUUCGCCAGCAUGAAUGCCAAGCUUGAUUAAAUAAAUUCUGGAAAGAGUUUAGUGGUAGUGGUCAGUCCAGGUGCCUAAAGAUGUAGCAGCAAUGACUUGUGUUGAUUUGUGAUUUGAUUUAUUAUUGUCAUGUAUUCUCUAGAUACAGUGAAAAGUUUUGCUUUGCGUGCAGUACAAGUAGAGUAUACUGUACAAAGUGCAUUAGGAUAAUAGAACAGAGUGAGGAGUACAAUGUUGUGGCUGCAGAAAAGGUGCACAAAGAGCAAAAUCGACAUUAAAUAUGAAGUUUGAAAGGUUCAUUCAGAAGUUUAAUAAUAGCGCGGAAGAAGCUGGUCUUGAACCUUUUGGUCCAUGUAUUUAAACUUUUGUAUCUUCUGCCUGCCAGAAGAGAUUAUAACUAGGGUGGGAAGGGUCUGUGAUUAUGUUAGCUGUGUUUCUGAGGCAGCAAGACGUAUAGAUAGUCAAUGGAUGGAAGAUUGGCUUGUGUGAUGAGGGGCACUUCUUCAGAACAUCAGCUUUCCCGCUCCGCCGAUGCUGCCUGGCCUGCUAUGUGCCUCCAGCUCCACACUAUAUUAUCUCUAACUCCAUCAUCAGCAGUUUGUACUAUUUCUGGCUUGUGUGAUGGACUGAGCUGUGUUCACAAAUGGGCAGAGCGAAUACCAAACUGUGAUGCAUCUGGAUAGAGUGCUUCCUAUUGGUGAUUCUAUAAAAUCUGGUGAAAUACUUUAUGGACAUGCCAAAUUUCUUUGGCCCCUUGAGGAGGUAGGGGCAUUGUUGGGCUUUCUUGACCAUUGCAUCAACAGGGGUGGACCAGGACAGAUUUUCAGUGAUCGUCACUGCCAGGAAGUUGAAGCUCUCAACCACCUCCUUUGAUGCAGACAGUGGUGGCCCUCCAUCUUGUUUCCUGAAGCCAAUGACUUAGCUCCUCCAUUUUGUUACUGUUGAGAGAGAGAAACUGUUGUCUUUAUAUGACACCACCCAGCCCUGUAUCUCUUUCUUGUAUUCCAUCUCAUCAUAGAGUCCCUAUAGUAUGGAAACAGGCCAUUCAGCCCAUUCAGCCCACACCAGCCCUCCAAAAAGCAUCGCACCCAGACCCACCCCACCCCUGUAAGCCCUCAUUUCCCAUGGCCAAUUCACAUGACCCGCACAUCUUUUGGAUAUGGGAGGAAACCAGAGCGCCCAGAGGUAACCCCCUCAGACACAGGGAGAACGUGCAGACUGUGGAAUCGCACACAUCCCUUGCACUGAGCUACCAUGAUGCCCUUGGUGUGAGAUCUGGACUACAAUAAUGGUGUCUUCAGUGAACUUGUAAAUGGAGUUAGGAUGAAAUUUGGCAGUAUUUAGCAGCUACCAACCUAAUGUCAUUUUGUAUAAAACUUUGACCUUUACUAAGUCCUAGUCCAAAUGUUAUGUUUUAAUGGCAACCUUACUCCUUAAUAUCGAUUUUCCUCCUGGAUGUUGCUUAUUGCAUUGUCCUGAAGAUUGAUCUUCAAUCCCUGGAUACUCCAGGUCAAUCCUGGAGAUUUGGCAAAGUUAAAAAUCUCUGUGAAGGAUUGAUAGAGACUCGACUGACCCCAAGUCUGGUCCUCACUCAGUGGAAUCUGAUUUGAAGUCUCAACAGAAAUUCUGAGCCUCAAUGCAUUUGUUAAAGAAGUUUUGAUUUCAGGCUGAGUUUUCUUGUUUUUAACACCUGCCUUCCACGUGGAGACUUUUUGUCUUUUACUCCCAGCCUAGGUGCAACAUAAAAAGCCCUCCACACACCAGCAUCGCUGUGACAAUUGCACCUCUCACUCCCAGCCACCACUCCUUUUGCCAAAAUAUGACUGUUUUACCCACCUCCCACAGAGUGGAAACAGCCUCUCACCAGAUUAACCCUUUACAGAUAAAAAGCUCAGGGAUUGCACAUGAACUAUCCCAUCUCCUUCAGGAUUCUCAACUGGACCAGCAGUCUGCUGCAUCAUUUUAUUUGAAACAAUGUCUAUGUUUAUGUUAAGAGCAACAUUACCGGUGACAGCGCACCUAAUUCCAUCAGCUGAACAGCGUCUUCAAUAGUGAAAACUAGUGCAAAGUCUUCGUUACAUUUGCCUGUCUUGGACGAGAAUGGCCAAUACCUAUUGGUCUUCCUCCCUUUUUCCAAAUACACGUCACAGUUCUCUGCAAUCCUUACUCCAUUAACAUUUUAUGUUGUGAAUGCUAAAGCUCGUUUAGUUUUAUGUGUA
Messenger RNA from Stegostoma tigrinum, 3958 nucleotides. It is a transcript of the gene ca12, whose product is annotated as carbonic anhydrase XII. Gene Ontology annotation, cellular component: plasma membrane. The coding region runs from base 538 to 1752 and encodes 404 amino acids. NCBI's taxonomy places the organism in Eukaryota, Metazoa, Chordata, Chondrichthyes, Orectolobiformes, Stegostomatidae. The transcript is spliced from 11 exons. The record is from RefSeq and is a predicted model, not a curated record. Gene Ontology annotation, molecular function: zinc ion binding; carbonate dehydratase activity.